AUGGCGACUUCGUAUCUGCAUUCUUCUACGGAGACACGUCGAGGACCGGAAACGCGCAAGACACGUAUAGUCUGCAUAUCCGACACACAUAAUCAGACGCCCAAACUGCCCGCCGGAGACGUUCUCAUCCAUGCUGGAGACCUGACGAAUCAAGGCUCGUACUCGGAGCUCCAGAAGACAGUAGAAUGGCUUGAGAAGAGUGACUUUGAAGCAAAGAUUAUCAUUGCCGGAAAUCACGAUAUAACGCUAGAUGCCCCGUUCUACCAUUCGCAUGGGAAAUCUUGGAGAUGGCCUAAACCCCAAGACCCUGCUGCAUGCCGUGAACUCUUAAUCUCCUCCCCGUCAAUCACAUACCUAGAGAACGAGGCUACAACUAUCAAGCUUACCUCACCUAAAGGGCCUAAGACAUAUUUUACCGUGUUUGGUAGCCCUUGUACGCCUAAACACUCAAACUGGGCGUUUCAAUAUGACGAGCAUGAUGCUGCAGAGGUAUGGCGUAAGAUUUCAGAUGGGGUGGAUGUAGUGGUUACGCACACACCACCCAAGGAGCUUUGCGAUGGCGCAACGAACGACGACCGGUCAGGAUGUCCGGCUCUGACGAAGAGGUUGUGGGAAGUCAAGCCUGUGUUGAGUGUUUGCGGGCACAUUCAUGCGGGCCGGGGUGUUGAGAGGGUGAGAUGGGGGACGAAUUCUGACGACGUCAACAGCCUGGUGGACUCUAUCGAAUAUUGGACCGACCCAGGCAAGGGGAACAAGAAGCUCUCCUUGGUCGACCUUACCAAGAAAACAGGGCGUGCCUUGGGCUACCAUGGCGGAGGCUUGACACGUCAACACGUUCAUUAUGGCUCGCUAAGGUAUGAUGCUGGGGGCCAGCCUGAUGCAGCUUUAUCUCUGCCUCAAGAUGAAGGACUCCAUCAGCCUCGUUCCGGUGAUGAGAAGCUUAUCCCAGCCUCGAGCCUCACCAAUUUUGCCCUCUGUCGAAAUGAGGCGUUAUUGCGGGGAAAUCAAGUGGGUAAGGCUAUGGAUCCCCCAAGCGAUGUCGGGCCUGGGAGUCCUGACAAGGCUGCCUUUCAACCCGAGAUAGAAGACGGCCGUCAGCGGAAGAGGCUAGCCGGAAAUGUGGAGCGUAAGGAGACUGUGGUAGUCAAUGCUGCCUAUCUUGGGCCGCGGGUUGCUGGGAAGGCGGUUGGGUUCAACAAGCCCAUCGUCGUUGACGUUGACCUGCCUGUAUGGAAGUGUGAAGUCGAGAUUGAGGUAGGAUGA
Molecule: messenger RNA, 1263 nt
Organism: Cucurbitaria berberidis CBS 394.84
Lineage: Eukaryota; Fungi; Ascomycota; Dothideomycetes; Pleosporales; Cucurbitariaceae
Product: Metallo-dependent phosphatase
Exons: 2
Coding region: 1-1263 (420 amino acids)
Molecular function (GO): hydrolase activity
Source: RefSeq, a predicted model, not a curated record